Molecule: messenger RNA, 2217 nt
Organism: Strongyloides ratti
Lineage: Eukaryota; Metazoa; Nematoda; Chromadorea; Rhabditida; Strongyloididae
Product: SANT/Myb domain and Homeodomain-like and Myb domain and Domain of unknown function DUF3351 domain-containing protein
Exons: 5
Coding region: 1-2217 (738 amino acids)
Biological process (GO): mRNA splicing, via spliceosome; regulation of transcription by RNA polymerase II
Cellular component (GO): spliceosomal complex; Prp19 complex
Molecular function (GO): RNA polymerase II transcription regulatory region sequence-specific DNA binding; DNA-binding transcription factor activity, RNA polymerase II-specific
Source: RefSeq, a predicted model, not a curated record
AUGGUGAAAGUUAUUAUUAAAGGUGGUGUUUGGAAGAAUACAGAGGAUGAGAUUCUUAAAGCUGCCGUAAUGAAAUAUGGCAAAAACCAAUGGUCUCGUAUUGCUUCAUUGCUUCAUAGAAAAUCUGCUAAACAAUGUAAGGCUCGUUGGGAAGAAUGGUUAGAUCCCAGAAUAAAAAAAACAGAAUGGUCGAGAGAAGAAGAUGAAAAGUUACUUCAUUUAGCUAAAAUUAUGCCAACCCAAUGGAGAACAAUUGCUCCAAUGGUUGGAAGGACAGCAGCACAAUGUUUAGAAAGGUAUGAUGAAUUAUUAGAUGAAGCUCAACGUAAAGCAGAAGGUAUAGAAGAUGACCUGGAGACAAAAAAUGCUAAAAAAUUAAAGGCUGGUGAAAUUGAUCCAGCUCCAGAAAGUAGACCAGCAAGACCAGAUCCUAUUGAUAUGGAUGAAGAUGAAUUAGAGAUGCUUUCUGAAGCAAGAGCUAGAUUAGCAAAUACUAAAGGUAAAAAAGCAAAAAGAAAGGCAAGAGAAAAACAACUUUCUGAGGCUAGGCGUCUUUCUGCUCUUCAAAGGAAAAGAGAAUUACGUGCUGCUGGUAUUGAUGUUGGUGAUCCAAACUAUAAAGCUAAAAAGAAAGGUGAUUACAUUGAUUAUAAUUCAGCUAUUCCUUUUGAAAUACCAAUUCCGGCAGGAUUUUAUGAUUCAAAUGAAGAUACUUUUAAUAAAUCUGAAUGUGUUAAUAAAUAUUCAUCUCAAGAACCGAUACCAGAUGAAAAUAAGUUAAGACGUGAAGAUAAAAAGAAAAUACAGAAAAGGAAACAAGAUGAAAUUCCAGAGACAAUAUUUAAAAGACCUGAUGAAAUUAAAAGAAGUAGACUUACAUUACCAACACCACAAGUAACUGAUAAAGAGAUAGAAGAAAUUGUAAAACUUGGAAAAAUUAAUCAGCUAGCAAAAGGCAUGAUUGAUGAUAGUGCAUCAAGUACUUUAUUACAUGAUUAUGAGGAAUCAACUCGUGUAUCUUUUAAUACACGUUCUGUAAGAACUCCGGCAAUUCAUGAUGAUCAUAUAUCGAAAGAGGUUGAAACUAUUAUUGCUCUACAAAAUACUGAAAGUACUCUUAAAGGUGGUAUAAAUACACCCUUAAAUGAUUUAAAUCUAAAGACUGCUCUCCCAGAACAUCAAAUUCCAGCUACACCUAAUGUAAUUUUACAAACUUUAGCAGGGACACCACUUCAUAAUAAUGGUAAUGGAACUAUUAGGGGUACCCAAACUCCUGCCGGAUUUACACCAGGUCCAACACCAUAUAGAGAUCAAUUAAAUCUUAACAAAGACGGUGACAAUUUUGAAGGUGGUGAUUUUGAUUGGAAAGCCGCAAUUGCGUCACUUCCUAAACCAAAAAAUGAAUUUGAAAUUGUCCUUCCAGAUGAAGAUGUAGAGGAUGAGGAUGAAAAAGUUAUAGAAAAUACUACUGCCGAAGAGGAUGAAGAGGUUAUAAAUGAAAGAAGAAGAAAAUUAAUUGAAAAAAAAGAAAAAGAAUUAAUGAAAAGGAGGUCUACUGUCUUUCAGAGGGAACUUGUUAAACCAACAAAAAUUAAUAAUGUAUUAUUUAAAAAAUCAUUUGAUCGUAGUGAAUAUGGAAAAGCAAUGAAAUUAGUUUUAAAAGAAAUGAAAAAUCUUGUUGAAUGGGAUGUAACAAAUCAUCCAAGUGAUGAUAUUGAUACUUCUAUAACACCAGAAAUGAUUGAGGAAGCAAAAAAACUUAUUGAUGAUGAGAUUGUUGAAAAACCAGAAUAUGAUAGUGAGAUGGCUUCAGCAAUGGAUUUAUGUUUUAAUGAACUUAUCCAACAUGAUGGUAAAUUAACUAGAAUUGGAAAUUUAAAUCGUAAAGAUCAAAUUGAUUGUAUGGUUAGAGAACUCGAUGUUCUUGAUGGAUGGCUCAAAAAAUUAGGUGGUUCAGUUUCAAAAAUGGAUAAAAAACUUCAAGUUAAAAUGACAGGAUAUUUUAAAGUAGCCGAAAAGCUAAAAAGCAAGAUAGAUGAAAAAAGAAACGAAAGAGAGAAUGUUCAGUUACAAAUUGAUGCUUUUUCAAGACUUUACCAACAUGAAUUAAUGAGUAUUGAGAGGAGAAUAGGGAAAUUACAAAAUGAAGUUAACCGUCUCCAGGAACGUGAAAAUGAAUUACAGAAGGAGUAUGGUAUUUUAUCAGCUCAACUUUAA